GCCUCCAUUCACCUAUGUAAAUUAUAAGUCAAGCUAGUUCUACUUCUCGUUUCUGUAGCGGUUUCGCAGUUUUCACUCAGCGAGUCAACCGAGUCCAGGGCAAGCCAAUCGUCAUGGCGAUAAUUUCUGAGUAUCAGGAGGAUGGAAAGGAGACCAACCCAAAGCCGAAUCCGUCAUCGUCGUCUUCAUCUAAAACGUUGUCGUUUAACGCGACGUUCGAUCCGAGGAAUCCUAUAGGGAUUGUGGAGAGGCUGUUCGAUUUUCUGGUGAAUGAAACCGAAUUUAUGGCUGAAGACACAGCGGAGAAGCAGAUCGUGGCUGUGGUGAUGGCAGCUAAGAAUAAGGUUAAGAAGAAGAUGGCGGAGGAGAGAGAAAGGGAAGCUGCUCUCACGGGUAAUGAGAGCAAGACGCUGAAGGAGGAGAAUAAGGCCGAGGUCAAAGAAGAGAAGAAGGUUGAGCUCGAAAAGGAGAUAAAGACCAAAGUCAAGGAGGAGCCAAUGGAGAUCGAGGAGGAAAGUGGCUGCAGAGUUCCAAACAAAGGUAAUGGCCUUGAUCUGGAGAAAUAUUCAUGGACACAGACCCUACAAGAGGUUAAUGUACUUGUUCCUGUUCCUUCUGGUACUAAAUCAAGGUUUGUUGUAUGUGACAUAAAGAAAAACCAUCUGAAAGUUGGACUAAAGGGUCAGCCUUCAAUAAUUGAAGGAGAGCUUUACAAGCCUAUCAGGGUUGACGAUUGCUAUUGGAGCAUAGAGGACCAGAAUACCAUCUCAAUCCUUUUGACCAAGCAUGACCAAAUGGAAUGGUGGAAAUGCUUAGUGAAGGGAGAUCCUGAAAUUAAUACUCAGAAAGUUGAACCUGAAAAUAGCAAACUAGCUGACCUGGAUCCUGAAACACGGCAGACUGUUGAAAAGAUGAUGUUUGAUCAGCGACAGAAAUCAAUGGGUCUCCCAACCAGUGAUGAGAUGCAGAAGCAGGAGAUGCUCAAAAAGUUCAUGGCUCAGCAUCCGGAGUUGGAUUUCUCGAAGGCCAAGAUAUCAUAAGAUUGGAAUGUUUAAUUUGGCGGCAGAGGGUUAGUCUAAAUGGCUGGGGCCUCUCCUUAUCCAGUGGGUUUUCUUUUUGUUGGGCUUGGAAUGGGUAACUCUUAAGGUUUGGAUUGGUUGAACUCUGUUAACAGUUUUGGAGUUGAAAAUUUUUGGAUAGACGUGUGCUUUGCGGUCCCAAAUUUAAAUAUAGCUUUUGUGGUGCUAA
Hevea brasiliensis (rubber tree) is the source of this 1248-nucleotide messenger RNA. Its product is annotated as protein BOBBER 1. The coding region runs from base 114 to 1040 and encodes 308 amino acids. Gene Ontology annotation, cellular component: cytoplasm. The transcript has 6 exons. The record is from RefSeq and is a predicted model, not a curated record. NCBI's taxonomy places the organism in Eukaryota, Viridiplantae, Streptophyta, Magnoliopsida, Malpighiales, Euphorbiaceae. Gene Ontology annotation, biological process: protein folding.